CCGGCCGGGAAGGGGCGGCCUUCCCGCCCGGAAGAGGCGUGGCUCUUCGGAGGCGGCAAAUUGCAAGGAGACGCCGCCGCCUUCAUGCUGCCCGGGGACUGCUCGCGGAGGCUGGUGGCCGAGCUGCAGGGCGCCCUGGACGCCUGCGCAGAGCGACAGCUGCAGCUGGAGCAGAGCCUGCGCGUCUGUCGUCGGCUGCUGCAGGCCUGGGAACCAACCGAGACCCGGGCUUCGGAGCCACCUCCAGGGCCAGAAACUAAUGAAGAGGACCCGUCUCCAGCAUGCGCACCCAGUCCACAAGACCUCAAAGAGCUGGAAUUUCUGACCCAGGCACUGGAGAAGGCUGUACGGGUUCGAAGAGGCAUCACUAUGGCUGGAGAAACAGACAAGGCCCCCAGCCUGAAAUCUAGGUCCACUGUCGCUCCUCCUGGCGCGAUAGCCAUUGCCCCACCCCAGACCCCAGGCCGAGCUGGUGGCCAUGCUUCAGACACGAGACCCACCAAAGGCUCCUGCCAGACCACGGUGCCUCCCAAGGGCCACUCUGAGCGCCAGCUGCUGUCACUGGGGGAUAAGACUCGUGUCAGGACAGGAGCUCGGGCCCCCAGGCCUGGACCGGGCCUCAGGGACCAGCAAAUGACCCCAUCAGCUGCUCCUAAGGCCCCAAAAGCCUUCACACUCAAAGAGAAGGGGCACCUGCUGCGGCUGCCUGCGGCAUUCAGGAAGGUGGCUUCCCAGAACGCGAGCCUGUGGGCCCAGCUCAGUUCCAUGCAGACCAGUGAUUCCACAGAUGCCACUGCUGCCAAAACCCAGUUCCUCCAGAACAUGCAGACAGCUUCAGGUGGGCCCCAGCCCAGGCUCAGCGCUCAGGAGGUGGAGGCGGAGACGGGGCGCCUUUGGAAGGCCUGCACGCUGCUGAGACUGCGCAUGAGGGAGGAGCUCUCAGCAGCCCCCAUGGACUGGAUGCAGGAGUACCGCUGCCUGCUCAUGCUGGAGGGGCUGCAGGCCAUGGUGGGCCAGUGUCUGCACAGGCUACAGGAACUGCGUGCAGCGGUAGCAGAACAGCCACCAAGACCAUGUCCUAUGGGGAGGCCCCCCAGAGCCUCACCAUCCUGUGAGGGUGGAGCAGAUCCUGCAUGGAGCCCCCAGCUGCUUGUCUACUCCAGCACCCAGGAGCUGCAGACCCUGGCAGCCCUCAGGCUUCGAGUGGCCAUGCUGGACCAGCAGAUCCACUUGGAAAAGGCUACUCCUGGGCACCCCAGUCUGCAGGAGCCACUGACUCACUGGAAGCCCUCAUCACACUGCAACUGUACACUCCAUGGGUUUCCACAGCAAGGUGGACUCUACCCAGCCUUAUUUCACUGGCUGACUUGGUUUAUCCCCCAUGUCUACUGGAUAUGUGCCCCAGGAGGGCAGGGGCGCUGUCCCCCUCCACCCUGGCCAGGCCCUGAUGAUCCACCUAUCCCGGGGCCAACCCAGGGCACGGUGGCUUCCUGGAGCAGGGAGGUGGCUGGGAUAGCUUUGUGGGAGCCCUGAGGAGGCCCUGACAUAGGGGUCCAGGGCGGGAAAGACACAUCCUCCGACUAACGCCCACCCACCGCGAUUCCCCUCCAAAACCUGGAGGCAGCAAGAAC
Sapajus apella (tufted capuchin) is the source of this 1631-nucleotide messenger RNA. It is a transcript of the gene TEDC2, whose product is annotated as tubulin epsilon and delta complex 2. Bases 85 to 1533 code for a protein of 482 amino acids. The record is from RefSeq and is a predicted model, not a curated record. NCBI's taxonomy places the organism in Eukaryota, Metazoa, Chordata, Mammalia, Primates, Cebidae. The transcript is spliced from 10 exons.